UUUAUCCAAAGUCAUAUAUUCAUUAUUUUUGUAUGGGGGAAAAGAACCUCGUUUUGUUUUAUUAUUUAGUUAUUCUUUGUCAAAUAGUUUGUCAACAAUGUUCACCGGAAUAAAUUCAUUCAUUGUGAUUUUUAGUACUCUGAAUCUUGUAUCAUGGUCAUCGUAUACAGUAACGGUUUCGCAGAUAUCAAAUAUAGAAAAAGCUUUCGGAUUGUCCAGUUCCGAGUCCGGGUGGUUACUUACCGUAUGGGAACUGGGAUACAUGAUUUGUACUGUAUUUGCGAGUUAUUUCGGACACAGGGCGCAUCUUACACGUGUUAUUGGUGUAUCUAUGAUUUUUUGCGGACUGUCUGGAUUUAUCAUAGCUAUGCCACAUUUUGUUGCAUUUUCGGAAUCGAUUUUUAUAGAAAAUGAAAAUAUUAAUACAUCAUCAUCAAAAGAUGGGUAUGAUGUUACUUUAUGUACAUUCAACAAACCAACAUCUUAUGGUUAUAGUUCAUCCAAACAAGCAGAUUCUGCUACUCUAGGACAUUUAGUGAAAGGUUCAGGAAAAACAAUAGCUUACGUUCUGUUAAAUAUUGGAAUGAUCGUACAAGGGGUCGGAAAAGCACCAACUUAUCCAUAUUCUGCUCAGUACAUUGACGAUAAUGUUGAUAAACAGAAAACCGGAUUCUAUAUAGGUAUUGUAUCGAGUAUAACGGUGUUUGGCCUAGCCCUUGGAUUUGGAAUUGGAAGUCUCAUAAGCAGUGUAUACGUCACUUUGAAAAGUACCACAUUAUCCUCCACGGACACACGGUUUAUUGGAGCUUGGUGGUUGGGAUUCAUAUCUGUUGGUGUUGCUCUCAGUUUAACAGCUAUUCCAAUGUUCUGCUUUCCGAGAAGAUUAAUUACUUCCCGGCAAAAUCAGUUGCAACAACAAACCCAUCGUGAUAACAUAUCAUUCGUUCAGCAGAUUAAACAUGUUGUUGCAACAAUCAUAUCUAUUUUGAAAUCACCCUUGUAUGCGUUAACACUAGCAGCUGCAUGUUUUCAAAUCUUAUCAUUUGCGUCAUUCGAAGGGUUUGAGCCAAAGUACAUGUUUACACAAUUUGAAAUGCCUCUUUGGCAGGUCAAUGUCCUUCUUGGAGGGAUUGGUAUUUCUUCUUACAGUAUCGGGUGCUUUGUUGGAGGAUGCAUUACAAAGAAAUGGAAAUUGUCGCCAUAUAGAACUAUUCUCUUGAUAAUUUUCCUCCUUGUUAUCGUAACCAUAGUAAUGACAAUAGCUGCUUUUCUCGGCUGCAAGCCGCAGACUAUUCAUAUGGAACCAAUAGAUCAUACUCAUAGUUCUGUUGACAUUGGUUGUAAUUGCAAUGGUAGUGAGUUUUUGCCGAUUUGUGGGAAUGAUGGAAAUAUAUAUUUCUCCCCGUGUCACGCUGGAUGCAGAUUUUUAAACAAAGACGUACUCACCAACUGUUCAGCAAUUCCUGGUGGUGUUGCAACAAUGGGACGUUGUCCAUCUCGUUGCCGUAUGGUCUGGCCGUACUCUACAGCAAAGUUUAUCUUAAACAUUUUCGAUGCCAUGUCCUCUAUUCCGAUAUUCUUGGUUUUCCUGAGAUCAGCUGGAGCAGAACAUAAAGCGUUAGCAAUUGGUCUUUCAGCUGGAGCAACAUCAUUGCUCGCUUGGUUACCAGGCCCUGUAAUUGGCGGAAGAAUUAUUGAUAGCACGUGUCUCAUUUGGAAUACCGCCUCGACAUCUUCUAAAUAUUGUGCUCACUACAACAUUGAGGCCCUACGGUUUAGAAUACAUGGAUUCAUGAUAGGUCUCCGUGUUAUUUCGGUAGCAAUCUUUGGUAUUGUACUGAUAAAGGCCAAAGACGUGUCCAAAUGGGCAACAGACGAUGCCCAGAACUAUGCUGCUGUCGAUACGGAUGAAAAUCGGAAGACAACAGAUAAUACAGUAGAUAGAGACACUAAAGAUUUUUAUAAAUUAAAUUACAUAUUUCAAAAUCUUGUACCUGGUCAUGUAUUACUGUCAACCAUGUUCACCGGAAUAAAUUCAUUCGUAGUGUUUUUUGGUAUUCUAAGUCUUAUAUCAUGGUCAUUUUAUACAGUUACGGUAUCACAAAUAUCAAAUAUAGAAAAGGCUUUCGGACUGUCAAGUUCCGAGACCGGUUGGAUGCUUACAGUAUGGGAGCUGGGAUACAUGAUUUGUACAGUAUUUGCGAGUUAUUUCGGACAAAGAGCACAUCUUCCACGUGUAAUUGGUGCAGUUACUAUUGUUUGUGGACUAUCUGGAUUUAUUUUUGCUCUUCCACAUUUUGUUGCAUUUUCUGAAUCGAAGGUAACUGAAAAUGGAAGUUUUAAUUCAACUUCAACAACUGACGACUCAGAUGUAGUAUUAUGUAACCAUUAUUCGGAAUCUUCGGACAGUUUGUCGAAUCAACACGAUUCUGCUUUAUCUCCCGGGCACACUGUGAAAAGUUCUGGAAAAACAAUAGCGUAUGUUUUGUUUAAUUUAGGAAUGAUUAUUCAAGGUGCUGCAAAAGCACCUUGCUAUCCAUAUUCUGCUCAGUAUGUUGAUGAUAAUGUCGACAAAAAGAAAACCGGAUUCUAUAUAGGUACUAUUUCAAGUAUAGCCGUGUUUGGUUUAGCGGUUGGCUAUGGUAUUGGGAGUCUGAUAAGCAGUGUUUAUGUUACCUUAAAAGGUACCACUUUAUCUUCAACGGAUACCCGGUUUAUUGGUGCUUGGUGGUUGGGUUUCAUUAUAAUUGGUCUGGCAACAAUUUUGAUAGCCAUUCCAAUGUUCUUCUUCCCGAGGCGAUUACCUUCUUUCCAGCAAGAACAGUCGAAUCAACAAUCACACCAUCACAGCAAGUCUAUAGUCCAGCAGGUUCAACAUAUUAUUACAACAAUUUUCUCCAUUCUAAAAUCAUCAGUAUACACACUAACUUUAAUAGCUGUGUGCUUCCAAGUCUUGUCAUUUUCAACAUUCCUUGGAUUUGAACCAAAAUAUAUAGAGACGCAGUUUGCAAUACCAUCUUGGCAGGUGAACAUCAUUCUUGGAGUAAUCAGUAUUACUUCUUACAGUAUUGGGUGCCUUAUUGGUGGAUACAUCACAAAGAAAUGGAACCUCUCGCCAUUUAGAACUAUACUCUUGAUAAUCUUGCUACUAUUAGUUGUUACCAUAGUAUUGAUUAUAGCUGCUUUCCUCGGUUGCAGCCGACAGCCUAUCCAUAUGGCGCCAACAGAUCAUACCAAUAGUUCUUCCGAUAUUGGUUGUGAAUGUAGUGGAAGUGAGUUCCUGCCAAUUUGUGGAAACGACGGAAAUACAUAUUUCUCACCUUGUCAUGCAGGCUGCACAUUCUUAAAUAAAGAGAUGCUCGCCAAUUGUUCAGCGAUUCCUGGUGGUACGGCAACAAUGGGACAGUGUCAUUCUAGCUGCCAAAUGGUGGGGCCAUACUCUGUAGCAAAGUUUAUUAUGAAUCUUGUUGAAGCCACGGCGUCCAUUCCAGUAUUUUUGGUGUUUCUAAGAUCAGCUGGUGAAGAACAUAAAGCAUUAGCAAUUGGUCUUUCUGCUGCAGUGACAUCACUAACUGCCUGGUUACCUGGUCCGGUUAUUGGUGGGAAAAUAAUUGACAGUUCGUGCUUGAUCUGGAAUACUGCAAGAACAUCUUCUAAGUAUUGUGCUCAUUAUAACAUUGAGGCCCAGCGAUUUAGGAUGCAUGGACUUAUGAUAGGACUCCGUGCUGUUGCUCUUUCAAUACUCGGUUUUGCGUUGAUAAAGGCAAGAGGUAUGCCGAAAUGGGCGACUUAUGCUUCGGAAUAUAAAGCUGCCGGGACACAGGAAAAUGGGAAAAAGCUAGAUAACAUUGUAGAAAAUUGAUAGGAGACAGUGAAAAAAACUAACAAAUUAUUUUACAACAGAAUUCAUUUGUAUUUGAUUAUAAAAUGCAAUGAGAUUAUGCUGGCAGAACCUACACGAGGUGUUGAUAAAAUUGUACGAGUAUAUGUAUAUACUAGUAUUAAAUGAUUAUAAAGAAUCGUUUAAAGGUGGUUUCAUUCACAUAAUAUGUGUGUAUUUACACCACUUUUUAUUUAUACCAAUAAAAGUAUAUUUCGGUCAAGUUAAUUAUAGUGAAAUAGUGAAUUCGGCUCCGGAUUACAUCCCUACAAAUUAUGCUGUAACAUAAAUCUGCUAGAAUGUUUUUGUAUUGUCAUCAAUCGAGAUUGCGGCAGUGGCAAUAAAUUACAAUAUACCACAUGAUUUUAUGAUAAUAAUUAUAAUGUUAUAUAGCUGAGUAAUUGUUUCAAAUAGACAAACAGAAAGCCAACCAUUAUCAAUGCAGUCAAACGACUAUCAAAUUACUGUCCAAAAGUAGAAAAUCGUGAAGGCCGUCCAACAUCCUACAGUCCAAGCCCUCUGGCACCAGCUUAAGCAGAAUUAUAUGGAAAAAAAUCACCAUUAAAUAGUUCCAUCUGAAACUGGUUAAAAUAAUGUUUCUUACGUCACUGGUGCGAGUAUGGCUUUACUAGGUAGAUUCUUUUAUUUCCUCCAAUUAUGAAGCUAAAAAUGAUCAUAUACUUUGUACUAUAAUACAUUCCGGUGGCAAACCUUAUUAAAACAUUUCAAGCUUCAUUUAUUAACAAAAUUGUAAUGUAACACAAUAUGAGUUCAAACAAAUACAGCAUAAACCAUAAGACACUUGAACUACAUGUCAAAAUUAUACUAUCAAGAAUAUGUAAUCAUAUUUCCAUUUUAAUCUUAGCUAGCUGUAGCUUGGCUG
Molecule: messenger RNA, 4763 nt
Organism: Ruditapes philippinarum (Manila clam)
Lineage: Eukaryota; Metazoa; Mollusca; Bivalvia; Venerida; Veneridae
Exons: 20
Coding region: 98-3862 (1254 amino acids)
Biological process (GO): sodium-independent organic anion transport; transmembrane transport
Cellular component (GO): membrane
Molecular function (GO): protein binding
Source: RefSeq, a predicted model, not a curated record